Molecule: messenger RNA, 693 nt
Organism: Guillardia theta CCMP2712
Lineage: Eukaryota; Cryptophyceae; Pyrenomonadales; Geminigeraceae
Exons: 2
Coding region: 203-619 (138 amino acids)
Biological process (GO): photosynthesis
Source: RefSeq, a predicted model, not a curated record
UUCCCCCACCCCUGCGGAUCCUGGCUCUUCCGCGACUAUCUUGCGUUAGCCCCGUCGGUCCUCAACUUGUGCCCUGCCUCCUCCGCAUCCCUGCUUGAGCACCUCCUCUUGACGGGGGUUUCAAACCUCCUUCUCCCUCUUCGUCCAGGAUCGGAUCACAGGCAGAUUACCAUCAAUCUCUCGAGUUUUCCUCAAGUACAACAUGGGUGUGAAAUGGGUUGUCGCUAUGUGCGCAGUCCUGGCAUGGAUCCCCGUGUCUCAGGGCUUCACAAACGGUGCUAUCAGGUUCGGCACAAGUUUGGAUACAGCAGGGAGACGUGGAAGCUGUGCCGUGCAGCGUUCUCCCAUGCCGCUGAGAAUGGCGGAGAAUGAUCCCCUCGUUGGCGAUUUCAAGGUUGGAGACAAGGUCAAGCUCGUGAACGACCUCACGGUCUACCACGUCCUUGCACAGCAGUAUCCGGACGGAUACGUCGUUGCCAAGGGGACAGAGGGAGAGGUGAAGGCAAUCGUGACGGAGAAGUACAAGCAGUCGACCGCAAACCGCCCGAUCCAAGUUGCGUUCAAAGAACCCAAACCGUUUGUUAUCCACUUUGAAGCGGAUGAAAUUACGAAAGCUUGAAUGGCACGGGAAAUUCAACUUUGUCCUGACGUCUUGUUAUUGAUUGCUGCUUCAAAUACAUCUCUCCUCCUCCU